Messenger RNA from Boleophthalmus pectinirostris (great blue-spotted mudskipper), 2711 nucleotides. It is a transcript of the gene gpat2, whose product is annotated as glycerol-3-phosphate acyltransferase 2, mitochondrial. Gene Ontology annotation, cellular component: mitochondrial membrane. The record is from RefSeq and is a predicted model, not a curated record. Bases 303 to 2633 code for a protein of 776 amino acids. The transcript is spliced from 24 exons. Lineage: Eukaryota; Metazoa; Chordata; Actinopteri; Gobiiformes; Gobiidae.
UAGCUUUUAUCUAGCUUUUUUUUUUUCAUUUUGUCAAGUUAUUAAAUUCCGAGACAAUCUAGACGGCUAAACUAAAAAUGUCUAAAACACGUGCAGCAGCAACAGCAGCUACUAGCUAAAGUUAAAGUUAGCUUUGCCCAGAAGCAACGAGAAGCAAGAACAGUCUGAAGAGAAAUCGAAACAAUUCCGCGUUGCAGGCAGCGGUGAAUGUCAAGACACCCCACUGGGACGACUAACCUGGCUUCAUAAUAAGAUAGUGUCAGACUGGUCUUGUGCAGAAGUAGUUCUAGCAAAACAAAGAAAUGGGACUUCAACCAAUUGAACCGCAUAAGCCCUUGGUAUCAUGGGGUUUGAAGAUCAAGACAAAGACAAAAGUGGUGCCCCCAUGUUUGGGUAUGUUCAGACCCACCAUGGGGCAUUGUUGUCAUCAGUGCACUCCAGAGAGCCUUCGCAACAAAUUUGAACAGAAUUCUCUGGGUGGUUUCUGCAACAUUUUGAAUAUCAAAGAGAAGCACACCAGGUAUCAAGGCUGGCUCGUCCGAAGGAUGUGCUGUGCUCUGUUUGUGAGUGGGUGCAAAGCUUUCACAAGUCCCGUUACUGACCGGGCGGAACGAGUCUAUCAGAGCAAGAGGGUGAAGGAGGCGCUUGCUGCAGAGCCACAGGCAGAGCAGGGGCAGAUCAGUCGCCUUCCAACUUUCCUCCCCCUCAUUAACACCUGCAUUACCUCUGGCCUUACACGAUUUGUGAGCUGGUUGCUUUUGAAGAUGCUUGCUUCUGUUUUCGGGAGCGUCCAAGUUAACCUCAACCAUCUGCUGGCUUUACACAAAGCUUCACAAGAGGGAUCUCCGCUGGUUUAUGUAUACUUACAGCAGAGUGCAUUGGACUGUGCUCUCAUCCCAUUGGCCCUCUUCUGUCACAGCCUCAGAAUCCCAUACACAAUCUGCCCAGUGAAUGUAAACAACAGGUUGCUCAGAAUGAUUCUUCAAAAAGUUGGAGUAAUCCUUCUCCUGAAUGGUGACCUGACUGAGGAGGAAUUUGAGCGAGACCCCCUGAGCUCGGCUGUGAUGACGUCUCUGGUACGUGAGCUGCUACAUGAGGGCCAGGCAGUGAGUGUUGCUGUGUCAGCCCUGCCUGGUCAGGGAGGGCAGUGGCUGGCUCGCAUCAGACAGCUCAUCAAAGAAGGAUCUGUCCCUGAUGUUAGCCUGGUCCCAGUGGGCAUCUCAUACAACUGUGUGCCCCCAGCCAGCCCACAGAUUGGCCUGAGCGGUGUAGUAAAACGCUUGCUGUCUCUCCUCUGGACGAGGUCAUGGGGAAGUGUACGGAUUGACUUGGCCCAGCCUUUCUCUCUGAAGGAAAUGUGUGACUCUGGGAGGUGCAGAGUGGAUGACUGGCUCCCUCUACAGGACCUGUUGCUGCCCGUGAUCUUAAACAACAGAUCUGAAAUUGCAAGCGGGCGUAGGAGGAUGUCAUGGCUCCUGCCUCUCCAUUAUGCAUCUGAACCUAAACCACAUCUCCAAGAUGGCAGCAUCGCCAUCAUCCUUCACCUCAUCUACUCUGCCAUGUCCUGUAAGUCUGUGAUGUCCACUGGCAUUGUAUCCAGCCUUUUGCUCCACAGACAUCCUAAGGGUGUAAAGCUGUCAGUCUUGUGUCGUGAUGUAUCAUGGCUCACGAAGGAGCUCUUGUUCAGGAACAAAGACGUUGGCUUUGGGGGCACUCUCGCCAGGGUGGUUCACUACGCCCUCAGUUUGCUCGCCCCGCAUCUCAUCAUGUCAGCAGCACCAUCCAGGAAAGACCCACUGAUUUUGCCUCGUCCCUCCCCUGCAGCUGCUCAUCAUCUCAGUCUCCAGGCGCAGACCGUCACUCACGCCUUUAUCCUGGAAGCUGUUGGGGCCUGUGCAGUGUCGGCCAUGUUGAGGGAUGUGGCGGGCAGCGGUGUGAGUAGCCAUGUGCGGAGCCAUGGCGUGGAUGGAGCAAAGGUCAAAGGUGACUUGGAGUUUGACGUAGUUUUGUGCGAGACGGAGCUGACCAACAGAGCCCUGCAGCUAUGCCAUCUCCUGCCUCCGGGAUUCAUGCCACCUUGUCAGUCUUCCCACAGUUUUGCGCUGGAUGCCGUUGACAGUCUGGUGCGCUGUGGCAUAUUGAUCAUGGAAGAGGUUCCCAGAGCUGUGCCUAUUUGCGACGUGUGGAAAAGAGAUGGUACUUUCUCUUGGGCCACCAGCGAUGACCCUUACAGCACCGACUCUGACUGUGAGGAGAUGGAGUCCCGCUCUUAUAAGAUAACAAAGCCGAGCCAGUGUCCAGACCUGCUCUUCUUCCUCUGCAGUUUGUUGUCUGAGUAUCUGAGGUCACUGUGCUGGGCCACUUCAGCUCUGGAGAACCAGCUCUCACCUCUGCUGGAGGCAGACUUUAAGAUUCAAAUACAUUGUCAAUUGUGCGACAUGGCAAGAAAGAAGAAAAUGCACUAUGAGAGCUGCUCAGUGGAGGCUGUGCACACUGCACUCCGAACGCUAAUAGACCUGGGGGUGAGUGACAGCUCCUCUACACAUGUUUCUCUAAAGCUGUCUGCCCAGAAUUACAACUUGUACAACACAAGAUCCUUUUGGAGAAGCACGAGAAAGAAGGCGUUUUCCUGAGUGUCAGCCCUUUGUUCCACUCGUCAGAAAACAGACAAAAACUGCACGGCUUCAUCUCCCAGUACCUCUACAAUUAUC